Molecule: messenger RNA, 2134 nt
Organism: Marasmius oreades (fairy-ring Marasmius)
Lineage: Eukaryota; Fungi; Basidiomycota; Agaricomycetes; Agaricales; Marasmiaceae
Exons: 11
Coding region: 132-1694 (520 amino acids)
Molecular function (GO): heme binding; monooxygenase activity; oxidoreductase activity, acting on paired donors, with incorporation or reduction of molecular oxygen
Source: RefSeq, a predicted model, not a curated record
CGCUCCACCACCCGAAGCGAGCCUUCGUCUGACUUGUCGCACGCUCAGUUCUCACAUGGACACAUCCCCUACAGACCACUGUAUUGGUCGUAUAUAGAUCUUUGGUUCACCGUUCCUUCGGUGGCUUCUGCAUGGAUGACGGACGGAUGACUUCUGCGAGUUCCGUCGGUCUUGUAAUGGCCAAUGGUCCUUGGCUGUUCUUCAUACUGUCAUUCACUCUUGCCCUUCUCUUGAUGUUUUUUACAUCGCGAAAUCGUCUUCCCCCUGGUCCCAAGGGACUUCCCUUGAUUGGAAAUGUCCUCGAUAUGCCAAACGGCCAAGAGUGGAAAACAUUUGCAGAAUGGGGAAGGCAGUACGGUGGUAUCUGUUCCGUCACUCUGCUGGGGCAGCCUAUGAUCAUAAUCAACUCUGCCGACAUCAUGGCUGAACUCGACAAAAAGGGCACCCUCUAUUCUGACCGCCCUCGACUCGAGAUGGGAGGCGAGCUCGUCGGAUAUUCGAGAGCCCUUGCCCUCAUGCCCUACGGUGACCGCUUCAGGGCAUACAGAAGACACUUCUCUCGCAUUAUCGGUACCCCAAAGGCAACCUCAAAAUACAAUGCUCUUGAAGAAGCAGAAACACACAAAUUUUUGCAAAGAGUUGCCAAAAAUCCAGACGGGCUACCUCAACACCUUCGCAAAACAGCUGGGGCUAUUAUCAUGAAGAUCGCUUACGGUAUCGAAGUUCUGGAGGAGAACGACCCGUUCGUGGAGUUGAUCGAAUAUGCAAAUGAUCACUUCAGUGCUGCGACUGCUCCAGGAGCAUUCCUCGUCGACGUCUUUCCUUCAUUACGACACAUACCUGCAAGUUUCCCUGGAGGGGGAUUCCAUACUCUUGCCGCGAAAUGGGCCCAGUCAUUCAAUGACAUGGUGGAGGUGCCUUAUGCCCAUGCUAGAGAUCUGAUGCGCCAAGGAAAAGCACCGAGCUCUUUGCUAACAACGGCUUUGGAGAACGAGGACAAGUUAUCAGAAGAAGACAUCUUCGUUUUGAAGCAUACAGCUGCAUCGUUAUAUGCAGGGGGCGCUGAUACCACAGUUUCUACUCAGCAUGCUUUCUUCCUAGCGAUGAUUCGCCACCCUGACGUUCAACGAAAGGCUCAGGCAGAAAUUGACGCCGUCGUUGGAAACGACAGAUUACCUGGAUUCAGAGAUCGAGAACGUUUGCCAUAUGUAAACGCAGUGGUCACGGAAGCAUUCCGAUGGCAUAGCAUAGCACCAACAGGUGUCCCUCAUCGCGCUACAGAAGACGGUAUCAUCGCCGGCCAAUUUAUCCCAAAAGGCUCCCUUAUCAUCGUAAACCUAUGGAAUAUGACGCACGAUCCAGAUACCUAUCCAAACCCAUUCGAGUUCGACCCUGAUCGAUUUCUUUCUACCCCUGGAAAACCGGUCCAAAAGGAUCCUCGACAAAUAUGCUUCGGGUUCGGUCGUCGGAUAUGCCCUGGUUUGAAUCUCGCAGAAGCGUCUGUGUGGCUUUGUAUCGUUAUGUCCCUGGCUGUUCUAGACAUAAAGCCUGUAAUGGGUGAGGAUGGAAAGCCGAUCAUCCCCGAGCUUGAGAAUACAAAUGGGACAAUCAGUCAUCCUGUACCCUUCAAGUAUAACGUUAAACCCCGCUCUGAGAAAGCUAUGGCACUUAUAUCUAGUGAGAUCGCCAACUAGGCGAGGCGGGCGUUUCAUACGGUCACGGAGACAUAUCGGUAGUACGCUUUUAAAAUUACGAAUGGUCCGCCAUUAGACUUAUUGGAUAUGACGUUGGCGGCGACGACAACAUUUAACGAGAAUCAAAAAGAAUCAAAAAGUCUGGCAACGACAACGAGCUAUAUCGACUACGCGCUACGGUCAAAUCCCUGCCCUUGGGAUAAGACUCAUGAUCAGCAUCGAACCUACAGUAGAUUUAUGACCCUUUUUGCAACUCAUAACUCCUAUCAGCCAUUAAGAUUUAAUUUGAAAGGAGAUAGAGAGUGCGAAGAGAUGGGCAUGAUAUGAGCGAUGAGCGGAUAUCGGAUUGUGCGAAGCGAGGCGGUAUUGAAGAGAUAGACAACCGGUGAAUUCGUGAAAAAAAGUCUUUGCCUAACGCUUUACCGAACCUGGUCGAUAAU